AUGUCCGUUCCAACCACCAAGUGGCCCAAUCUCAACGAUGACCCAACUACCACAUCCUCCAAUCUCAACGAUGGCCCAACUAUCACAUGCCCCAAUCUCAACGAUGUUCCAACCACCACAUCCUCCAAUCUCAACGAUGUCCCCAAACCACGUAACCCAAUCUCGACGAUGUCCCAACAACCACGGGGAACAAUCUCGACAAUGUCCCAACCACCACGUAGCCCAAUCUCAACGAUGUUCCAACCACCACAUCCUCCAAUCUCAACGAUGUCCAAACCACCACAUACAGCAAUCUCAACGAUUUCCCAACAACCACGUGCCCAAGUCUCUGCGGUGUCUGUCCCAACCACCACGUAG
Messenger RNA from Haliotis rubra (blacklip abalone), 357 nucleotides. RefSeq names its product endochitinase 2-like. Lineage: Eukaryota; Metazoa; Mollusca; Gastropoda; Lepetellida; Haliotidae. Bases 1 to 357 code for a protein of 118 amino acids. The record is from RefSeq and is a predicted model, not a curated record. The transcript has a single exon.